AUGGCUAGAUUCAAUAGGCAACGACGUUCUUUGCUUCGGUCCGGUGAUAGUCCUGCGCCUUCCACGGUUGGUCGUAGCGGUAUCGUUGGGCAGCCCAGUGAUUGCUCGCAUCGCGUGAGUAAGGAGUAUGUUGCGUUGCUCAAAGGGUGCAAUGCAACAGACGAUGUCCAGUAUAAUCUGCCAACGAGUGGUGAGCUGGCUGCGAAUAUCGUAGGCGAUUUUGAUGCUGGCGAGUAUCGAUUUGAUAUUCUUGUCCAUGAUAGAGAUUUCGGGUUGCAUCGUGUCUCUUCACUGCACCCAUCAUACAUGGCUUUGCAGUAUCUGCUUUUAUUUCCUUAUGGCGAGCGCGGCUUUCACCUUGGUAGAAAAUACAUCGACUAUGAUGGAGUUGGCAGAAAGUAUGUUACGAUGCUUGAAUACUAUAGGUACAUGGUACACUACAGACCUAAUGAGCCAAAUCCUUUGACAUGCUAUGGACGACUUAGUGACCAGGCAGAUGUAGAUGUCUAUUCAACGAUCGAGACUAAUAGACUCAAAUUUAUACUUGAACAUCAAGAUGACCUUCGAACAGAAUCAGUUGAAGGAAUAGCCGAUGUGAUUGAUAGAGGUAUUACGAAUGGCGAUUCUAUUGGUAAACGUGUCAUACUUCAUGCUAGUUUCACUGGUAGUAGGCGGUAUAUGGUCAUGAAUUAUCAAGAUGUGAUGGCAAUAUGCCGUGUCUUUGGGUCGCCUGAUUUAUUUGUGACCUACACCUACAAUUCUAAAUGGUUAAUGAAUUUAUUGCCGACAUCAGAGACGGAAGGACGUUUGGCAAGGUUUCAGCAGAGCUAUAGUGAUAUUCGAACCUACAAUAACAUUACCUACAACACCUUUAGGGAAGCAUGUAAUGCGCGUGGCCUUCUCGAAAAUGAUAAUGAGUGGCACUUGCUCUUCGACGAGGCUGUUGUGUCAGCCUCCUCUCGUCAGCUGAGACAGCUAUUCGUUACUGUCAUCUUGUAUUGUUCUGUUGGUAAUGUUAGAUCAUUGUUCGAUAAAUACUGGAUUCACAUGACUGACGAUAUACAUGAUAGAAUAAAGAAACAACUUGGUAACCCGCACUGCCUUGUUUCUCAUGAACAUCUACUUAACCUUCUUUUGCACGAGCUAAAGGCGCAAUCGUUCAUCGAUCAACUAAAUCCUGACCAGCUGGUUGUUUUUCAUGCUAUUGUUUCCCGCGUAGUUGCUGGAUCACCUGGGUUCUUCUUUGUCUCUGGCCAUGGUGGGACAGGGAAAAUCUUUCUGUGGAAUACAAUAGUAGCAAAGCUUCGAUCACAAAAUAAGAUUGUCCUAGCUGUAGCAUCAUCAGGGGUUGCUUCUCUGCUUCUCCCAAAGGGUCGAACAGCUCACUCUCGCUUCAAGAUACCACUUGAGCUUAAUGAUUCGAGUAUCUGUAAUAUAAAACGAGGCAAUAUGCUUGCUGAGCUAUUAACUGAAACUGCAUUGAUCAUAUGGGACGAGGCUCCAAUGACACAUAGGCAAUGCUUCGAAGCGUUAGACUGGACGUUACGUGAUAUCCUUUCUGAGGUUGACCCUCCAAAUGCUGUUGUCCCUUUUGGUGGAAAGCCCAUUGUUUUGGGUGGUGACUUCAAACAAAUAUUACCUGUCGUGCCUAAAGGUUCGCGCUCUUCUAUCGUCAAUGCAUCCAUCGUUAACUCAUACCUAUGGAAGCAUGUUACUUUACUGACUCUCAAUAUAAAUAUGAGAUUGUUGAACACAACUCUGUCAAGUGAAAAAAGAAAAGAGCUACAAGAAUUUGGUGAAUUUAUUCUGGCAGUUGGUAAUGGAACCAUAAACGUGACUGCAACAGCGAACGACGCAUCUCCUUGCUGGAUCACAAUUCCUGAUGACCUCCUUGUUAGAACUGAUGGUGAUAAGAUAGCUGCUAUUGUUUAUGAGGUCUACCCUGAUUUUCUCCUAUCAUAUAAUAAUGAUCCAGAAUACCUUGCCUCGCGUGCCAUAGUUUGCCCUAAUAACACAACAGUCGACGAAAUCAAUGACUACAUCAUAGGUCUUCUCCCAGGAGAUUCAGUGAUAUAUCUUAGCUGCGACACCAUAUCAAAAUGCUCUGAACAGAUCCCAGACUUUGACUUGCUCUACCCACCUAAGUUUCUUAAUUCAAUUAACUGUGCUAACUUUCCUGCUCAUAAGAUUGCUUUAAAACAGGGUGCUACUAUCAUGCUGCUUCGAAACCUUAACCAAUCCAUAGGUCUGUGUAAUGGAACUCGCCUAUGGCCUCAAGCGCACGCCAACUAG
Molecule: messenger RNA, 2292 nt
Organism: Oryza brachyantha (malo sina)
Lineage: Eukaryota; Viridiplantae; Streptophyta; Magnoliopsida; Poales; Poaceae
Exons: 7
Coding region: 1-2292 (763 amino acids)
Biological process (GO): telomere maintenance; DNA repair
Molecular function (GO): DNA helicase activity
Source: RefSeq, a predicted model, not a curated record